This is a messenger RNA of Suillus bovinus, 1570 nucleotides long. RefSeq lists its product as uncharacterized. The record is from RefSeq and is a predicted model, not a curated record. NCBI's taxonomy places the organism in Eukaryota, Fungi, Basidiomycota, Agaricomycetes, Boletales, Suillaceae. Bases 1 to 1170 code for a protein of 389 amino acids. The transcript is spliced from 8 exons.
AUGGAAUCAUUUACAGAAGACCACUCCAAGGCGCUCCUCGCCAAAGAAUGGUUGGUCAAAGUUGACUCGCAGACUUCCACGCCUUAUCUUUUUAAAUUUUCCUGCUCUUCAGUCGAUCUAACCGCUUGCAUACUCGUCACCGACACCAAAACUGCGUGGGCCGAGGUCCUGACGAGUAAUCAGUUUGCCCGCCGGUGGCGCACGUGUAACAAGCUCUCCAUUUCUCCUUUCCCGGAUACGGAUGAAGAAGAAUCUUGGCGAGACCGUCACCUAACGCUCCUAGGUAACGCGCACUCACUCGGUGGCUUUCUGGGGCUCACGUUGGAGCUGGAAAAACCUUCCCUUGGGGACUUGGCACUUGAGUUAGAAUGCAGCAACUGGAAGUGGCGGUGGGAACCCAUCUUUCUUGGGCCCAAAUUAUCUGCUGAAAUCAUAUCAAAACAUCUCAUCAUGCCCCUCAUAAGUGUUAAUCACCUCGCGUUCUCGUCCUCUGAUGUUUUGGGUGAUCUUACGCCGGGGGAUCUCGAGAAGGCGACCGAUAAAGUUGGUCGUACUGCGAGGAGGACGGUUGACACACAUAUUAGGAACGCGCUAUCGAAGCCGCGCGUGGCGACGACCCUUCGUCGUAUGACGGCCAUGUUCAACUUCUUACCUGAACUUCCUGCGAUAAUUAUUGACACGGGAACUCCGGACCUUCGCGCGCUCACCGCAGAUAAAGUUUCAUCGCCCAAAAUAACAGCCCGAGAUACAGAGCACGGACUCCAUGAUUACGACAUGGAGCCUCUGCAAGCGCCCACGCCUCCUAAAAUGCCACAGCAGGAAGAUUCUGCCACUGAGUCCGAGUCUGAAGGGGCUGCGCCAAAGCAACGGACCCUACUCGCUUCUCCCACCCCCAGCAAUCAGCGCCGCGUCUCAGGGCGGCCUCCUUCGGCUAGCCUAUCUAAGGACGGCUCCCCGGCCCUGCCCGGCCGCAGCCGCAGUCGGACAAAAGUCCCCGCAUCAGAGUCCGAUCCCUCGCUCAUGCGUCCAAAUAAGAAGCUCAGGCCUCAGGGUUCAGAUGACGACGAUAGCGAGGAAGAGCGCAAACGACACGCAGCAGCAAUCAAGAGCGGAGCUGCCGCUAAGCGAGGGACGAGACAGCCGCUGAAACGAGGGGGGAAGCGUUUCUAAUCCCUAUCCUCGUUUUUAUCCCGGUCUCCGAGAAACCGAACAUGCCAAUGGGUAGAUAGUUUUCCUCGUCGGUGGCAAACUGACCGUAGGACUGAUUAUUGGUAUUUCGGAUACCCUGAACAUGUCGUCGUCGCUGUGUUCUUAUUUCGUAGUGAGUACGAUUCUAAUGACAAAUUCCUAAUAUGUUUCUCCAGGCCCCUCAAUGGCCAUGCCCCUAAGGCGUGCCACUUUCUUGGGGUAUUGAAUAUACCAUGACUUCCGUUUGAUGGAUCGACAUCAUUAACCCCUUUUCUGUAUAAAGAUGUGGAGCUAUCUCUACAAAUGAAAGGACUCUCAAAGAUGCUAACUGUGCCGUAAGAAUUCAAUCGUCACUGUGAGUGAGUAGCGCCUUUCGACAGAU